Messenger RNA from Peromyscus leucopus (white-footed mouse), 5397 nucleotides. RefSeq names its product valosin containing protein interacting protein 1 (gene Vcpip1). Bases 314 to 4036 code for a protein of 1240 amino acids. NCBI's taxonomy places the organism in Eukaryota, Metazoa, Chordata, Mammalia, Rodentia, Cricetidae. Gene Ontology annotation, molecular function: cysteine-type deubiquitinase activity. The record is from RefSeq and is a predicted model, not a curated record. The transcript is spliced from 3 exons. Gene Ontology annotation, biological process: protein K11-linked deubiquitination; protein K48-linked deubiquitination; protein ubiquitination.
GCGGAAGCGCCGCCUGCGCAGUCUCAGUGAGGGCGUGUAUGUCUGUGUCUGAGGGAGAGAGCGAGAGUGAGUGAGUGUUGAGUGCGGGGUGGGGUGGUGGCCGUUACGUUCGGGGCAACGGCUGAGGCAGUGGAGAAGUGAGAAGAGAAACAACGUCCGGCGCUUCCGCCUUCGCCUGGGAGGAGGAGGAGGAGGGACCGGUAGGGAGAGGAGGGCCGUUCGCCCCGGGCCUGGACUAGACCUCGUCGGGCCGGCGGAGGUCCGGCUAUGUGCCUUUGAGGGUCGCUGCGGACGCCGCGCAGAGCCGAGAGCGAUGUCUCAGCCGCCGCCGCCGCCGCCGCUGCCGCCGCCGCCGCCGCCGCCGCCGCCGCCUCCCCCCGAGGCUCCGCAGACUUCGUCGUCGCUGGCGGCGGCGGCGGCGGCGGCUUCUCCGGGGGGCCUUUCGAAGCGGAGGGACCGGAGGAUCCUUUCCGGGAGCUGCCCGGACCCCAAGUGCCAGGCGCGCCUGUUCUUCCCGGCCUCCGGCUCGGUCAGCAUCGAGUGCACCGAGUGCGGACAGCGGCACGAGCAGCAGCAGCUGCUGGGAGUGGAGGAGGUGACCGACCCGGACGUAGUGCUGCACAAUCUGCUGCGGAACGCGCUGCUCGGGGUGACGGGAGCACCCAAGAAGAACACGGAACUGGUAAAGGUGAUGGGCCUCUCCAACUACCACUGCAAAUUAUUGUCGCCCAUAUUGGCACGCUAUGGAAUGGACAAACAAACGGGCCGGGCCAAGCUUCUCCGGGACAUGAACCAGGGCGAACUGUUCGAUUGCGCGUUACUGGGUGACCGUGCCUUCCUCAUCGAACCAGAGCACGUCAACACUGUGGGCUACGGCAAGGACCGCUCCGGAAGCCUCCUGUACUUGCACGACACUCUCGAGGAUAUCAAACGGGCCAAUAAAAGUCAGGAAUGCCUCAUUCCAGUGCAUGUGGAUGGGGAUGGACACUGCCUGGUGCAUGCUGUGUCUCGGGCUCUGGUGGGCCGAGAGCUCUUCUGGCAUGCCCUGAGGGAGAAUCUUAAGCAGCACUUUCAGCAGCACCUCGCCAGAUAUCAAGCCCUGUUUCAUGACUUCAUUGAUGCUGCCGAGUGGGAGGACAUUAUCAACGAGUGUGACCCUCUGUUUGUGCCGCCAGAAGGUGUCCCCUUAGGCCUGAGAAACAUCCACAUAUUUGGCCUUGCUAAUGUGUUACAUCGCCCCAUAAUUCUCUUAGAUUCCCUCAGUGGCAUGAGAAGCUCUGGUGAUUAUUCAGCCACCUUUCUACCUGGGCUCAUACCUGCAGAGAAAUGCACUGGGAAAGAUGGUCAUUUGAACAAGCCAAUAUGUAUUGCAUGGAGUAGUUCUGGUAGAAACCAUUAUAUUCCCUUGGUAGGCAUAAAAGGGGCUGCCUUGCCCAAACUGCCCAUGAAUUUGCUUCCUAAAGCAUGGGGUGUGCCUCAGGAUCUUAUUAAGAAGUACAUCAAACUCGAGGAAGAUGGUGGUUGUGUUAUUGGAGGAGACAGAAGUUUGCAAGAUAAGUACUUACUCAGGCUGGUUGCUGCUAUGGAAGAAGUCUUUAUGGACAAACAUGGCAUCCAUCCUAGUUUGGUUGCUGAUGUCCAUCAGUAUUUCUACAGAAGGACUGGGGUGAUAGGAGUUCAGCCAGAGGAAGUUACAGCAGCUGCAAAAAAAGCAGUGAUGGAUAAUCGCCUUCACAAGUGUUUGCUCUGUGGUGCCCUUUCUGAACUUCAUGUCCCUCCCGAGUGGUUGGCUUCAGGAGGGAAGCUGUAUAACCUGGCAAAAAGUACUCAUGGACAGCUGAGGCCUGACAAAAAUUACAGCUUUCCCUUAAACAAUUUGGUUUGUUCAUAUGAUGCAGGGAAAGAUGUCCUGACACCAGACUAUGGAUUGAGUAAUCUAACAGCUUGUAAUUGGUGCCACGGCACAUCUGUGCGGAGAGUCAGAGGAGAUGGCUCUAUUGUGUAUUUGGAUGGAGACAGAACUAAUUCUAGGUCUUCUGGUGGCAAAUGUGGUUGUGGAUUCAAACACUUUUGGGAAGGUAAAGAAUAUGACAACCUCCCAGAAGCUUUUCCUAUCACUUUGGAAUGGGGAGGAAGAGUGGUCAGAGAAACAGUAUAUUGGUUCCAGUAUGAAAGUGAUCCAUCCUUGAAUAGUAACGUUUAUGAUGUUGCAAUGAAACUUGUUACCAAGCACUUUCCAGGUGAAUUUGGGAGUGAGAUCCUAGUUCAGAAAGUUGUCCACACUAUAUUGCAUCAGACUGCAAAAAAAAAUCCUGACGAUUACACUCCUGUAAAUAUAGAUGGUGCUCAUGCUCAGAGAGUUGGUGAUGUGCAAGGACAAGAAUUGGAGCCUCAGCUACCAACUAAAAUUAUUCUUACUGGACAGAAAGCAAAAACUUUGCACAAGGAAGAAUUAAACAUGAGUAAAACUGAAAGAACUAUACAACAGAACAUCACAGAGCAGGCUUCUGCAAUGCAGAAACGGAAAACAGAGAGAUUAAAACAAGAGCAGAAGGGGCCGCCCAGAACUGUUUCCCCAAGUACUGUUCGCGAUGGCCCAUCUUCUGCUCCUGCCACCCCCACCAAGGCUCCCUACUCACCUACAACUUCCAAGGAGAAGAAGAUUCGAAUAACAACUAAUGAUGGACGGCAGUCCAUGGUUACCCUUAAGUCUUCAACAACAUUUUUCGAACUUCAGGAAAGUAUAGCCAGAGAGUUCAACAUUCCUCCGUAUUUACAGUGUAUUCGAUAUGGCUUUCCUCCUAAAGAGUUAAUGCCACCCCAGGCGGGAAUGGAAAAGGAGCCGGUUCCUUUACAGCAUGGUGACAGAAUUACAAUAGAGAUCUUAAAAGGCAAAGCAGAAGGUGGUCAGUCACACUCACACACGGCUUCAGCACGCUCACACUCAGCAUACUCACACACGGCCCACACUGUGAAGCCAGAAGAUAUUACUGCUACUGGCAAACUGUUGUCCAAGGAACUUCAGGAGCAAGCUGACAAAGAAAUGUACUCCCUGUGUCUUUUAGCAACAUUAAUGGGAGAAGACGUAUGGUCGUAUGCAAAGGGACUUCCUCACAUGUUCCAGCGUGGUGGUGUAUUCUACAAUAUUAUGAAGAAAACGAUGGGCAUGAAUGAUGGCCAACAUUGUUCUUUUCCACAUCUACCUGGCAAAAUCUUUGUCUAUAAUGCUUCUGAAGAUAGACUGGAGUUGUGUGUCGAUGCUACAGGACAUUUCCCCAUUGGUCCUGAUGUUGAAGAUUUAGUUAAAGAGGUUGUAAGUCAGGUUCGAGCAGAGGCUACUACAAGAAGUAGGGAAUCAAGCCCCUCCCAUGGGUUAUUAAAACUAGGUAGUGGUGGAGUAGUGAAAAAGAAAUCUGAGCAACUUCACAAUGUAACUGCCUUUCAGGGAAAGGGGCAUUCUCUAGGAACUGCAUCCAGUAACCCUCACGUUGAUCCCAGAGCCAGGGAAACACUGGCUGUAAGAAAGCAUAACACAGGGACAGAUUUUAGUAAUAGUUCCAUUAAAACAGAGCCUCCUGUGUUCACAGCUGCUCCUAGUAACAGUGAGCUCAUUCGAAUAGCUCCUGGAGUAGUAACAAUGAGAGACGGCAGGCAGCUUGAUCCGGAUGUGGUUGAGGCCCAGCGAAAAAAAUUGCAGGAAAUGGUUUCUUCUAUUCAGGCUUCAAUGGACAAACACUUGCGGGAUCAAAGUACAGAGCAGACACCAUCUGAUCUUUCUCAAAGAAAAGUAGAAGUUGUGAGUUCUCCUGUGAGGCAUGGGAGUCUUCAGACUGGCUUGCCUGAAUCUUUUUCUUUAACUGAUGGCACUGAGAGUCCGAGUACUGAAACAACUGAUAGUUGUGUGGCAGACACCCUGGGAGCGGCGUUUGCCACGAAGUCAAAAGCACAAAACGAAAAUUCCAUGGAGGAACCUGAAGAGAUGGAUAGUCAAGAUGCUGAGACGACUAACACAGCUGAGCCAAUGGAUCACUCUUGAUUGAAUUAGAGGCUAAUAAAGGCAGAGUGUUUAUUGUGAAUAUGUAAUAUUUGUUGGCUGGGCCACAUAAUUUGAGUAGUCAUUAAAAAUCUUGUACGUAUAUAAUUCAAAGAUUAUAUCUUGUUAUUCAGUGCAUGAUAAGCAAGUGUGUGAUUGGCAAUAGCUUUUAAUAUACUGCUGCCCAGGCUGGCUCUGAAUUCUUGUAAAUUAGUUUAGAUCUAUUGAAAGAGUUUCUUCCAUAUAAGGUGGUUCAUUGGAAGUUCUUUGUCAUUUUAAUUCCACGAAAGUCUUAAUUUUCAGACAUGAAAAUUCUCUUGCUAAAUGUUUCAUUUCUGCAGAGACCAGAAUUGAAGAGAGAGUAAGAGUUUGCACAUAUUGUCAUCAAGGUAGCCAUCCUACAUGUCAUGAGAAUGUCGAUUUCAAGUUUACCUGAACUAAAUGUAUCUUAAAAUGCAUAAAACACUUUUAGACUACUUAAAAGUUAUAACAUUAUAGAAACAGCUAUUGUUGGCAAAAAUAUCUUGACAGUAGAGUGUAAUGACACAACGUUUUCCUGAUUUGAGUUAAGUUGGGAAGAACGAUCUAUCCUAGUAUGAUAAAGGCAGCAUAAUUCAGUUAGUUGGUCUGAGCCAAUAUGGCCAGUUGUGUGCUCUUGUUGAUAAUAUGUUGCCAUUAUUUUUUUAAUCUUGGCCUUGUCAAGUUCCACCUGUUGUUUUUUAAAUCUUGCAUAAAAGAGAAUUACAAUUUGUUUUAGAAAAUUUAAAAAUAAUGGUAGCAGUAGUUAAUUUGUAACUUUCAGAGUAUGUCAGAGUCACAGAGAAUUUAUCUUUAUGAAUGGGUUACAUUGUUCUACAGUUUUGACACAGUGGUGUUUAAGCCUGUAUAUGCUAAAUGUCUCUGGGCCCCUUUGAACCAAAAAUGUUUCCUUUUUUUCUUAGAUUUUCUGUAAGAUUUUCUUUUUGUUGGCUUCACUUGAGUUUGGAUGCACAGUUUACUGCCACAUACCGUGAGCAACUGAGCAUUUGCUUAAACAUUGCAUCAUUAACUCUUCAGUGCCAGUUCCCUUGAACAGCUUUCGUGCAUAUUCUUUAAAAGCAGAGUGUAUACUCCUGAGAUUGGUACUGCACUAUUGUAUUCUGUUCUGCAGAUCUGUAUUUGUAAAUGUAUUUCAGUCCGUCAUCUUCCCUUGUUUACUGAAAUUAAGUUUAAUUUGAAUGAAUGAAAGACAAAUGUAUGUUAAUAUAAUCUCUUAGAGCAUUCAAAGCCUGGCUGUCUCUGUUUGCACAUGUAACAGAUGCAGAACUGUUUGCAAUUCUACAAAACUGUAUGUCAGAAAAUACAUUAUCAGGUGUUUAAAAAAA